UUGCCUUCAUCACCACACAAAAUGAUUGCCUACAGAAAUAGAAUCUCUAGGUCUCCUGGUGGUGGAGUCUACAGGGGCAGCAGUGCGUCCAUGCACGGUGGAGCUGGAGGCUCUCAUGUCAGAAUCUCCGUUGGUGGCUCCGCCAUGUCCAUGUUCGGCGGUCGAAGUGGUGGAGGUGGCUCUGACUUCGGCAGUAGCAUGGAGUCCGUUAUCACUGAGAAGGCCACCAUGCAGAACCUGAACGACCGUCUGGCGACCUACCUGGAAAAGGUGCGCAGCUUGGAGAAGGCCAACAGCGAGCUGGAGCUGAAGAUCAGGCAGUUCUUGGAGAGCAAGACCUCCCCCUCCUCCAGGGACUACAGCGCCUACUACGCCACCAUCGCAGAGCUGCAGGGCAAGGUAGGCUCACAUCUGACCCCCAAAUCUUGCAUCAAACCACAGCAGGUGUACAGUAUGCUCUACCUGUCAUCACCUGUUCAUCCACUGAGCAACUCAGUGGCCACUUUAUUAGGCACUCCAGUACAUUCCACUGCAACAGCUCUGCUAUGA
Messenger RNA from Micropterus dolomieu (smallmouth bass), 549 nucleotides. Its product is annotated as keratin, type I cytoskeletal 13-like. The record is from RefSeq and is a predicted model, not a curated record. The coding region runs from base 22 to 549 and encodes 175 amino acids. The transcript has a single exon. Lineage: Eukaryota; Metazoa; Chordata; Actinopteri; Centrarchiformes; Centrarchidae. Gene Ontology annotation, molecular function: structural molecule activity.